Clonostachys rhizophaga is the source of this 1089-nucleotide messenger RNA. The record is from the annotation of a GenBank genome assembly. Lineage: Eukaryota; Fungi; Ascomycota; Sordariomycetes; Hypocreales; Bionectriaceae.
AUGCCUCAGACGAAGAUGCCGCACCGAAAAGUACGAACCGGCUGCAUCCAAUGCAAGAAGAGACGUGUCAAGUGCGACGAAACGAAGCCCACAUGCCAGAAAUGUGCCUGGCAUACUCUGGAUUGCAGUUACGCCGCCCCCCUCAAGUCACCAGCCCACGUUCGCCCUGACGACCCUCCCUUCUCCUUCGAGGAUUUCGGACUGCUUCGUCAUUGGGACGAAGCCACGGCCGUGUCACUGGCGCCCAACCGGAGCCUCCAAGUGGCUAUGAGGGAAGUGGUUCCGCUUCUAGCUACUCAUCACAAGUUUCUCAUGCACGCACUUUUGUCCCUAACCUCCCUACACUUGGCUUACCUCCACCCGGAAGAGUCCGAACACCACGAGGGAGUAGCGGCCAGACACCAAAACUUUGCUCUUCCCCUUUUCCGCUCAGCACUGGCCUCGGUUACAGAGCAAAACUGCCAUGCCAUAUACGCGUGUGGUCAUUUAAUUACCAAAUACGCCUUUGCCAAGCCAAGGUCACGACAUGACCUUUUGCUCCUAUCAGGAACGGACACCCCGGCGGACCUGCUGAGUCUUCUCAGAGGUUCCUUUGCCAUAUACGAUUACGCGUUCGAGUGGCUCUCGACGGGACCGCUUGGCGAUUGCCUUGAGGAGCCCCUUGAGAAAGAUCCGGAUUCCAGCAAAACCCCCGCAGAUAGGCGCCUUGCGCACCUUUCCGCAUGGCUUAGCCAUAGGGGUGGCGGUAGCGACAAAGACCACAAUAUUAGCAGUUGCUGUGAUGCUCUCAAUAACCUUAGAAGGCUAUUUGCAAUGGAUGCUACUCCUGGCCAGACAAUGAGCACCAAAACACUUGCGUAUUCAUGGCCGACACAGGUUUCAGAUAAAUAUAUUCAGCUGGUCUUCGAGCGGUAUCCCGAAGCCCUCAUAGUUUUGGCACACUUUUGUAUUAUGCUGAUGAGAGUCGACGGUUUCUGGUUUAUGAGAGGGUCUGCAAAAGGAAUCCUCAAACAAUGCUGGGAUCACUUAAGCUCUGACUUACGCCGACACAUUCAAUGGCCGUUAGACGUAGUGGGACUAGGGGAUUAG